This is a messenger RNA of Lycium barbarum (goji berry), 381 nucleotides long. RefSeq names its product ethylene-responsive transcription factor ERF106-like. The transcript has 2 exons. Gene Ontology annotation, biological process: regulation of DNA-templated transcription. The coding region runs from base 1 to 381 and encodes 126 amino acids. Gene Ontology annotation, molecular function: DNA-binding transcription factor activity; DNA binding. Lineage: Eukaryota; Viridiplantae; Streptophyta; Magnoliopsida; Solanales; Solanaceae. The record is from RefSeq and is a predicted model, not a curated record.
AUGGAUGCUGCUAGAGCUUAUGAUUGUGCCGCAUUUAAGAUGAGAGGGAGAAAAGCUAUUCUGAAUUUCUUGUUGGAUGUCAAAAAUUCUGGUGCUCCAGCAAAUAUUGGCCGGAAAAGGAGAAGACAGAACAAGAUGGAGUUGCUACCACGCGACCUCUUAAGAGAUCCAAGUAGACAAGGGUCGAGGAUUUGGUUAGGUACUUUUGAUACUGAUGUGGAUGCUGCUAGAGCUUAUGAUUGUGCCGCGUUUAGGAUGAGAGGAAGAAAAGUAAUUCUGAAUUUCCCAUUGGAUGCCGAAAAAUCUGGUGCUCUGGCUAAUAUUGGCCGGAAAAGGAGAAGAGAGAACAAGAUGAAGUUGGUGGAGAUGAUGAGUUUGUAG